AUGCCCAGCAUAUCAAAGUCCUCUUCAGUGCCAUCAGAAAAACAGCAUCAUAUAUGCUGCCACACAAGUGACUCCAGGGUUGUUUCUAAGACCCGAGGGCGGGGAAUUCCCCCACCUAAAAUGACUGAAAAUGUUACCAAGAAGAAGAAUGUUGUGGCAGCGUUUUGUGGCAAUAAACAGCUGUGCAGGAAAGGCAUUCAUCUUAGAGCCAAGGAAGAGGAAGUUACCUGCCCAAGACAUGAAGACUGCACUGCAACAAUUCCUCUAGACACCACCAUUGGAGACGAAAAGAGAUGGGCUGCGGAAUGCAUUAAUGAGCUUCAUAGUAUUGGUCGUCCACUUAUCAUUUCCCAUUUCACCAGUGAUAGAGACAGUGCUGCUGCUUCUGGUGCAUCUGGAAAGCAAGGGCAUGUAAUUGAAAACCACAAAGACCUGCAUCACUUCUUUGACACUCAAAGACAGAACGACAACAAAGGCGUCGAGCUAACAUUUUCUUUUAUUGAUAUCGUUAAUUAG
Ruditapes philippinarum (Manila clam) is the source of this 516-nucleotide messenger RNA. RefSeq lists its product as uncharacterized. The record is from RefSeq and is a predicted model, not a curated record. The transcript has 2 exons. Bases 1 to 516 code for a protein of 171 amino acids. Lineage: Eukaryota; Metazoa; Mollusca; Bivalvia; Venerida; Veneridae.